Molecule: messenger RNA, 8156 nt
Organism: Pieris brassicae (large cabbage white)
Lineage: Eukaryota; Metazoa; Arthropoda; Insecta; Lepidoptera; Pieridae
Gene: l(3)80Fj
Product: eIF-2-alpha kinase activator GCN1
Exons: 37
Coding region: 96-8114 (2672 amino acids)
Biological process (GO): regulation of translation; cellular response to amino acid starvation
Cellular component (GO): cytosol
Molecular function (GO): protein binding; protein kinase regulator activity
Source: RefSeq, a predicted model, not a curated record
UCAUAAUUAUUCAUGUCAACUCCUAUUUUCAACCUUGAUAGAUAAAGACGUGUGCUUUUAAACUACAAUUUAUAAAGUCUGAAUGUUACUGAAAAAUGGCAGAUUCCGAGGUAUUAAAGAAAUUAAAGGAUGUACCAUUUAGAAUCCAAACCUCAAGUCUUAAACAGCGCCGAGAAAUUAUUGAAGAGAUACAGGACGUUCUGUCUACACCUGGUAUCACUGAAGCAGCAGUUCGGUUUGUGUGUCGAGUCUUGACUUUAACCUUGCAUCGCUACAGAGACUCUACCUCACAGUCUUAUGUAAAGGGGUUGUUAACCUACCUUGCUGUCAACCACAGGGAAUGGACCUUAAGGAAUUUUUUACCAGUUCUAUUAGACAUAUCUGAACAGCUUAGAAAUACGGCCACAUCGAAGAACACCAGCCAAAGUGGUCUUUAUGCUCUGCGCUGGACAACAGUUUUAGUGGAAAAUGGAAUUAAAGUGGAAAAUGGUGAAGUUGACUAUACCCCACUGGUACUCUGUCAAGCAAACUUAUUGGCUGCUGUGUCUGCAUUUGGUGAUAAACGUAAAAAUGACAAAGCUUACACCAUGUUACAUACAUCCUGGCAGUCAGUUGGAGUAGAGAAACUAGGAAAAUGGAUUGAAGUCCUUUUGUCUCAAGCUCCUGAUUCUGGACCACAUAUCUGUGUCACAUUUUCAGCUCUUUGUAAACACACAAAACAAAUAGAUAAACAAGAUCUAGUGCUGAAGCAUAAGGUGCAGAUUCUGGAAUCAUUCACAAAAAGUCUAGUUAGUGUAAAGCUACGACCGAACCCUAAUUAUAUUCGUAGCUGCUCUGACCUGUUGCAUAAUUUGCUAAAUUCAGAUAUUCAAGAUACACUCCUCCCAGCGCUACAUAAGGCUAUGUUGAGGAGCCCAGAGACCAUCAUCGCGGCAGUCGGAGUUGUGGUCUAUAAUCUUAAUAUACAUUUGGAUGCACUAGCAGUUGACAUAGGAAAAAGUUUAAUAGUAAAUACCCACUCACGCGACGACUGGACUCGUGCAGCUGCGAGUCAGGCGCUGUGCUCCGUGGCGCGUCGGUGCACGGCCUUAGCCCCGGCAAAGACUCUACUCGCCGCCGCCUUCGCUGAAUAUAACGGCGCCAGCGGGAAGCUUACUUCUAGCGAGGACAAGAUCGCGGUUCUCCAUGCCGUCGGCACGCUGAGUGAGGUGAGCGUGACAGGAGAGGACUUCGCAGCGUUGUUUGAGGAAGCCACGACGCAGAUCUCGCGAGUGAUGGAAGCUGAGUCGCACGAGCGCACGCUGUGUGUGUCCCUGGACGUGCUGCAUCGCUGGGCGCAACGUGCGCGUGCGCCGCUCUCCGACAAGAUACUGCAGAUGUAUAAGAAAAACCUACCAGCGAAGACCACCACGCAAGUGGUGAGGAUUGCGUACACGUCGUUGAUAUCGCGCAUCGUGGUUUCGCACGGCAUCCGGCCGACGCAAGCCGACGCCCUCAAGUCCAUCCUGCUCGCCGCCGUCGAGAAAGCGGCCCAACAACCUUUACAGCACCCGAUAGUGAGCGAGGGAGUGUGCGCCAUGGUCUCGCUGGUGCAGAUGGAUUCGGGGGGCGAGCUGGCAUCGCACACGCAAGCGUGGAGCGCGCUCUUCCACGCCGACAGACACGUGCUGCUGCACGACCGGCUUCUGCUCGCGGCCACCGACGACGUCCUAACGCAGGUGGUGUUGCUAUGCAGAUCCAUAUUGGAAAAGUACGAAAGCGUCGCCGCCGACGGGGACUCCCCGGUGUACAGAGCUUUUAUAUUGGUGUUGCUGUCCACCGUGAAGUCGGUCAGGGCCGUCGCCGUGCGCGAGGCGAAGGCGACGGUGGCCAGAGAGGAUAGAUCCCCAGUGGCGAGAAAUUUAGUGCUAAAAUUGAAUGCGGUGCUGGAAGAGGGCAAAAUAUUUAACGUGAAAGAGAAAACUCCUCCGGAAGAUAAGGGAGAGGUGACAGGAAAGAUGAUAUUGGAUUGUGUUCAAGCUCUCUGCUCUUUCAGAGGCUACCCGACCGAGGAUACGGAGAAGCUAGCGAUAGACGCCCUGCCCGGUUGUCACCAUCCGCUCGCGGUGGCCCUGAACGAUCGCGCCUGGGCCAAGCUCGUGGGCUACCUCGGUCUCGAGCCGCGAAAGCUCGUCGCUAUCCACUGCGACACCCUGAAGAAUGCCUACAUCGACGGAUACUCUCCUAACGAGACGGUGUCCAACGUGGUCUCGACGUUGGCCCGAUGCAGCGAGAGCGUGGGUGGGUCGGCCCUCGCCGCCGCUCUGAGCUCGCUGGCCGAGCCCGACCUGCUGCGGGUCACCCGCGACGAGUACUUCGUUUACCUCACGCCGUCCACCGACCUCUACGACAAGAGCGUCAUUCCGGGAAACGAAGAUAACAAAGAGAUGAACCUGAAACGCGAGAGCAAAGCGUACAGCUACAAAGAGCAACUGGAAGAGCUGCAACUUCGGCGCGAGCUGGAAGACAAGAGACGUCGAGAGGGCCGACUGAAAGAGGUCCCGCUCAGCGCCAAGCAGAAGGAGGCCGUCAAGGUGCAGAUGGCCAAGGAAGCGGCGAUCAGGGAUAGGCUCACGGCGUUGAACGGGCGCGUCGUGCGCGCAGUGCGACUGGUAGAAGCGGUGGGGCGGGGCUCGCGCGCGUGCGUGUGCUCCAAGGCGCGUCGCCUAGUGCCCGCGCUGCUGCACGCCUUGCGCUCGCCGCUGGCGGCGUCCGCGCUGGUGCAGGCCCACUGCCGCCUCGGCCCGGUACUGCUGCCGCGGCAUCCCGUGCUUGCCCGACACGUCGCCAGGACGACCAUUAGACUACACAAGCCCCAAUGCGACUUGGAGCCCAGUUGGGAGGAAGAGGAUCUGAGCGAGGCGGUGGCCCGAACUAUCGACCUGGUCAACCAGGCAACGGCCGGCGCCGAGAGCGACGUCGGCGCUUCACACAAACCUAAACAUUUCACGGCACCGGGGUUCUGUUACGUGUUUCCCUUGCUCCAGAGAGGUCUGACCUGCGGCGCGGCCCGCACCAACGAGUCGAUGGUGGUGAACGGGCUGGCGGUCAUCACCCAACACGCAGCUCUCCGCGGGGACUCGGACGACGAAGGCGAAGCCGUCCGCGACAUGCUCUACCCCAGUCUUUUCCCCGUCGACCACAUGUUCAGGCUGCUGAUCGACCUCAUCGGGUCGAGCAGCGGGCGCGUGGCGGCGGCGUGCACGGUGGCGCUGCUUGAGACGGCGCAGUGCGCGGCGCGGGCGCCGCUGUCCCAAGACGACGUCAACUGUCUGCUGGCCGCUCUGCAGAGUCCUGCCGAGGUGGUCCGCGAUGCCGGUUUGCGCGCGUUGGGCUGCGUGCUGCGUCGGCUGCCGCCCUUCCUCGAGCGGGAAGACAGCGCCUUAGACCUCACCAAGAGGCUCUACGUCGCCACCUUCGACGUCUCCGAAGACAACCAGAAACUAGGCCGCGAAUUGUGGUCGUCGUUGCCGCGUGCCGACACCUGGAUUACUGAUGGCGAAGAGGAGUUAAUGCGACUGCUGCUGGAGGAGAUCCAACACCCUUCGGAGCCCGUGCAGCGCGCGGGCGCUGCGGCGCUGGCGGAUCUCGUGGGUCGGGCGCGGCUGGCCACCUCUGAGCCCCAGCAGGUGCUACAGCGCCUGCAUCGGGUCUACGACGAGAUGCUACCCCUCAUCCCCGCGAAGGUGGACCAGUUCGGUCACGAGACGGAAGCGGCCGUGGACAACUGGGGCAGCCGCCGCGGAGUGGCUUUGGCUCUGAAGGCGCUGGCCCAUCGCCUACGCGCCGACGCCGUGCCCCACGCUAUGAGCUUCUUCGUGCAGAAGGCGCUCGGCGACCGGCACGCGACCGUGCGGGCGGACAUGCUGGCCGCCGCCAUGGCUGUCGUCGACAUCCACGGGAAGGACACCAUCGGCACACAGCUACCGGUCUUCGAGAAGUUCCUGGACAACGCGCCCAAGUCGGGCGGCUACGACGCCGUCCGCCAGAGCGUUGUGCUGCUGGUCGGAUCGCUGGCGAGACACUUGCAGCCGACCGACGCCAGGGUCAAGCCCAUCACCCUGAGGCUAGUGUCGGCCCUGUCCACCCCGAGCCAACAGGUACAAGAGGCUGUGAGCAACUGCCUGCCCCACCUCGUCACCUCGCCCGCCCUCGAAGGUGAAAUACCUGCCAUAAUGAAUAAGCUCAUGAAGCAGCUGCUGACCGCCGAGAAGUAUGGAGACAGAAAAGGCGCCGCCUACGGCAUCGCGGGCAUCAUCAAAGGCUUAGGUAUAUUGUCGCUAAAACAGCUGGACGUCAUGGGAAAGCUGACGGAAGCCAUUCAAGAGAAGAAAAACUACAAAUAUCGCGAAGGGGCGCUGUUUGGUUUCGAGAUGCUGUGCUACAAGCUGGGGCGCCUGUUCGAGCCAUACAUCGUUCACGUGCUGCCUCAUCUGUUGCUCUGCUUCGGAGACAGCUCGCAGUACGUCCGCGCCGCGGCCGACGACACGGCCAAGCUCAUCAUGAGCAAGCUGUCGGCGCACGGCGUCAAGCUGGUGCUGCCCGCGCUGCUGCAGGCUCUGCACGACGACAACUGGAGGACCAAAGCCGGGUCCAUCGAGUUGCUGGGAGCCAUGGCCUACUGUGCUCCGAAGCAGCUGUCGUCGUGUCUGCCGUCCAUUGUGCCGAAGCUGAUCGAGGUGUUGAGCGACUCUCACAUGCGAGUGCAGCAGGCCGCCGCGGAGGCACUGAAGGUCAUCGGCUCCGUUAUUAGGAAUCCUGAGAUUCAAGCAAUUGUGCCCGUACUGCUGCAAGCACUGCAGGAUCCGUCCAACAAGACGUCGGCGUGCCUCCAGACGCUGCUCGACACCAAGUUCGUGCACUUCAUCGACGCGCCCUCGCUAGCCCUCAUCAUGCCCGUGGUGCAGAGGGCUUUCCUGGACCGCAGCACGGAGACGAGGAAGAUGGCCGCUCAGAUCAUAGGAAACAUGUACUCGCUUACCGACCAGAAGGACCUCAUGCCCUACCUGCCCAACAUUAUACCGGGGCUGAAGAGCUCGCUUCUCGAUCCGGUGCCGGAGGUCCGCUCGGUAUCUGCGCGGGCGCUAGGCGCCAUGGUGAAGGGUAUGGGCGAGAGCAGCUUCGAGGAGCUGCUGCCGUGGCUGAUGCUCACGCUGACGUCGGAGUCCAGCAGCGUCGACCGCUCGGGGGCGGCCCAGGGCCUCUCGGAGGUGGUCGCCGGUCUGGGCGUGAACAAGCUGCACAAGAUCAUGCCGGACAUCAUCGCGACGGCCGAGCGCACGGACAUCGCUCCGCACGUGAAGGACGGCUACAUCAUGAUGUUCAUAUACAUGCCGGGCGCCUUCACCGACGAGUUCACGCCCUACAUCGGCCAGAUCAUCAACCCCAUACUGAAGGCUCUCGCCGACGAGAACGAGUACGUGCGCGAGACCGCGCUCAAGGCGGGCCAGAGGAUCGUCAACCUGUACGCGGAGUCCGCCAUCGCGCUGCUGCUGCCCGAGUUGGAGAACGGUCUGUUCGACGACAACUGGAGGAUCCGAUACAGCUCGGUGCAGCUCCUCGGAGACCUGCUGUACCGCAUAUCGGGAGUGUCGGGCAAGAUGAGCACGGAGACGGCCAGCGAGGACGACAACUUCGGCACGGAGCAGUCGCACAAGGCCAUCAUCACGACGCUGGGACCGGAGCGCCGCAACCGCGUCUUAGCCGGCCUCUACAUGGGUCGCAGUGACGUCGCACUCAUGGUGCGCCAGGCGGCGCUGCACGUCUGGAAGGUGGUGGUGACGAACACGCCCAAGACGCUGCGUGAGAUCCUGCCGACGCUUUUCAGCCUACUGCUGGGCUGCCUGGCCUCCACCAGCUACGAUAAAAGGCAGGUCGCCGCCAGGACGCUGGGAGACCUCGUCAGAAAGCUCGGCGAGCGCGUCUUGCCAGAGAUAGUGCCGAUACUGGAGCGCGGCCUGCGCUCAGAGCGUGCGGACCAGCGGCAGGGAGUCUGCAUCGGCCUCGGAGAAAUUCUCGCCUCCACGUCGCGGGAUGCCGUACUCAGCUUCGCCGACGGACUGGUGCCGACAGUGCGCACGGCUUUGUGCGACGAGCUGGGCGAGGUGCGCAUGGCUGCGGCGCGAACCUUCGACGCGCUGCACGCCACCAUCGGCAACAAGGCGCUCGACGAUAUCCUGCCCCCCAUGCUGGACGCGCUGCACCAUCCCGAUCCCGCCGUGGCCGACGCCACGCUCGAUGGCCUGCGCCAGAUAAUGGCGAUCAAAUCGCGCGCCGUACUGCCCUACCUCGUGCCCGUGCUGACGGGCGGCGGCGGCGGUGCGGCCGACACCAGAGCCUUGUCAGCGCUGGCGGCCGCCGCCGGCAACGCGCUGGCUCGCCACCUGCCGCGAAUCCUGCCCGCGCUGCUCGCGUCGCUUCGGGCCGCGAGGGGCACCGCCAACGAGGCCCGCGAGCUUGAUCAGUGUCGCGACGCCCUGCUCCCCGUCACCGACGACGCCGGCGUCAGAUGCAUAAUCGACUCGCUGCUGGAGUGCUCCCGAGCGGAGGAGGAAGAGCGACGUCGCGCGGGCGCGGCGCUGCUGUGCGCCUUCGUCACGCACUCGCGGGCGGAGCUGGCCCCGUACGUGAGCGCACUGCUGCGCGGCCUGCUGCUUCUGUUCGCGGAACGGGACCGCGAGCUGCUCCAGAUGGCCUGGGAGGCGCUGUUCGCUCUGACACGUACGCUGGACUCGGAGCGGCUUCUAGCCCACGUAUCAGACGUGCGACAGGCCGUUCGCUUCGCCGCCGCCGACCUCAAACCGGGAGAGUUGCUGCCGGGUUUCUCCCUGCCCAAGGGUAUCGCUCCAGUCCAGCCUUUGUUCCGUGAGGCUAUUCUGCAUGGCCUUCCCGAGGACAAGGAAAACGCUGCGCUAAUGCUGGGCGAAUUGAUCAAGCUGACGCCGGCGCCUUCUCUGCAAGCCUCCGUGCCCCACAUCACCGGCCCGCUCAUCAGAAUUCUCGGUGACCGCUUCAACGCCAGCGUCAAGGCGGCCGUUCUCGAGACCCUGGCCUUGCUCCUGUCUAAAGUGGGCCUCAUGCUGAAGCAGUUCCUGCCGCAGCUGCAAACGACAUUCCUGAAGUCGCUGAGCGACCCCAAUCGGUCGGUGCGCAUCAAGGCGGGCGCCGCGCUCUCGCAGCUGGUGGUGAUCCACACGCGCGCAGACCCGCUCUUCGUGGAGAUGCACAACGGCGUAAAGAACGCCGACGACCCCGCCGUCCGCGAGACGACGCUACAGGCGCUGCGCGGCAUCAUCACGGCCGGCGGCGACAAGAUGAGCGAGCAGCUGGCGCUCGCCGUGCUGCAGACUCUCACCGGGCCGGCGCUGCUGGCCCACCCCGACGAUCCGCCGCGAGGAGCGGUCGGCGGCUGCCUGGGAGCCCUGCUGCACUGUCUGCCGCCCGCUCACCGCGACGCGGCUCUUCAGCACCACAUUCUGGCCUCCUCAGACGACCGGCUGCUGCAGCACGGCCGCUCGUGCGCGCUCUUCGUGGCGCUCAAGGAGACGCCGCACCACGUGUACCGGGACCAGUUUGAGGAGAAGGUCGAGAAGGCGCUGCUGCAGCAGCUGGCCAGCGACAAGACACCCAUCGCCUGCAACGCCCUGCGCGGCAUCGGCUACCUCGCGAGAUUCCUGCUGGACGGAAACAGACCCGUUCCGCCGACUAUUCUAUCGCAGUUCGUCAGGAGCAUGAACCACGGCAGCAACGACGUGAAGCAACUGAUGGCACGAGCCAGCGCGGUGCUGGGGCGGGGUGGGGUGGCGCCCGAGGGGCCGGGUGCGGAGCUUCUGAGGGCGCUGUUGCCCGCACUGGUCAACGGGACCAAGGAGAAGAACACCUACGUCAGGGCGAACUCGGAGCUCGCGCUCAGGGCGUUACUUCGGCUGUCGCACGACGAGGACCACUACGAGAAAUGCAUGUCGCUCCUGGAGGAAGGCGGUAGAGAGGCUUUGGCAGAUGUCGUGGUACGCGUGCUGCGGCGCGCAGUUACAGAGGGACGAGAGGAAGACCUUGACUGCACACUGAUUACCUGAACACUGUCCUUACGUUAUCUCCAUAUAUGUGUUUAUAUACUC